Messenger RNA from Rhipicephalus sanguineus (brown dog tick), 3645 nucleotides. Its product is annotated as progranulin. NCBI's taxonomy places the organism in Eukaryota, Metazoa, Arthropoda, Arachnida, Ixodida, Ixodidae. The record is from RefSeq and is a predicted model, not a curated record. The transcript is spliced from 16 exons. Gene Ontology annotation, cellular component: extracellular region. The coding region runs from base 242 to 3427 and encodes 1061 amino acids.
UCGCCGCGAUCACUCAGACUCAGCUGCCCCCUCAACGGCGCGAUAGUAGAGAGCGGCGCGAUUAUCGUCGUCAACGAGAGUGCCGGGUUCGCGAGACAACGCGAGAGAAGGGCCUUCGGUACUCUUGCGUUGGCACGAAGGGCACGCGUCGAGACGAGAGGUCCGGCGCAGCUCCAUCCGGCGACUCCGCGAGCCUGCCUUGCCCUGCCGUUCCAGCCUUGCCGUUCGCGAAGCGGUGAUAAUGGCACUGAAAAGCUUGAUCGUCCUCGGAGCAGCCUUGGUCGUCGCAUCAGGUGCUCGGCCAAACUUCGUGCAAUGCGAGGACACCAGCCUGUGUCCCGACGGGACGACGUGCUGCAAGGUGGACGACCAGACGUGGGGCUGCUGUCCCUACGAGUUCGGACAGUGCUGCAAGGACGGCGCACACUGCUGCCCUCUGGGUUACAGCUGCGACGCCGCUCAAGGUAGCUGCGUCCACAAAAUCACCCAACAGCGGCUCUUCAGGACGGCGCUCGAUCGACGAGUCUCAGGGCUGGCGCAAAGGCGGCGCAACGAAAUAAUUCCCGGAGAAUCGCUAGGAGGAAAUGUUCGCUGCCCUGACGGAAACUACUGCCUGGAUGGCCAGACCUGCUGCCUACUUACGUCAGGCAGUUACGGCUGCUGCCCUUACCAGCACGCCGAGUGCUGCAGCGACCACACCAGCUGCUGCCCCGAGGGAUACCGGUGCAGAAUAUCAACGCAUCAGUGCGUUCAUGCGACAACCAACCACACAGUGGCCAUGGUCCAGAAGGUCAACGCUUUUGCGGCCGAACCAAGACAAGUCGAAGUCUCCGCUAACGAGCUGCUAGUUGGAAACGUCCGUUGUCCCGACGGAAACUACUGCCUCGACGGUCAGACCUGCUGCCUGCUGUCAAGCGGACAGUACGGCUGCUGCCCGUACCAGUACGCGCAGUGCUGCAGCGACCACGCAAGCUGCUGUCCCGAAGGAUACAUGUGCAAGAUAUCCACGCAUCAAUGUAUCCACGCUGUCAGCAACCACACCGUGCCCAUGGUCCAGAAGGUCCGACCUGUAAGGCGACCUGAGGCGCAAGCGCGCAUGCCUCCGGUUGACGCCGAACUCGUUCAGUGCCCCGACGGAAGCUUCUGCCAGAACACCCAGACCUGCUGCCUGCUGAAGUCGGGAAGAUACGGCUGCUGCCCCUACGCGCACGCAGAGUGCUGCAGUGACCACGUCAGCUGCUGUCCCGAGGGAUACCGCUGCUUGGUCUCUACGCAGCAAUGCAUCCAUGCCGCGAGCAACCGCACCGUACCAAUGCUCAGGAAGGUCGACAGCAUCGCCCCCGAGUCCGCUGAGCUGUCACAACCGAAGUCUCACGUGAACAACGUCCGAUGCCCUGACGGGAACUACUGCCUGGACGGCCAGACCUGCUGCCUACUUACGUCCGGCAGUUACGGCUGCUGCCCUUACCAGCACGCCGAGUGCUGCAGCGACCACACCAGCUGCUGCCCCGAAGGAUACCAGUGCAGAAUAUCGACGCAUCACUGUAUCCAUGCGACAACCAACCACACAGUGGCCAUGGUCCAGAAGGUCAACGCUUUUGCGGCCGAGCCAAGACAAGCCGAAGUCUCCGCUAACGGACGGUUAAUACACUGCGGGGACGGAUCAACGUGUUUCGACAACCAGACCUGCUGCCAGUUGUACGACGAGACGUACGACUGUUGUCCCUACCCACGAGCAACUUGUUGCGAAGACCAGGACAGCUGCUGCCCGGAGGGAUACAUCUGCAUGAUAACCUUGCGUAAGUGCAAGAAGGCGAGCACCGGACAAACGGUGCCCAUGCAUUAUCGACGCACUGCUCGAAGAGAUGCAGCGAAGACGGUGACUAGCAGGCCGAGUCUCACAUCUGGUAUUACGUGCCCUGAUGGACACAAGUGCCUGAACGGCCAGACCUGCUGCGCAUUGAGCGGCGGUCACUACGGCUGUUGUCCGCUGCCUGAAGCUGUGUGCUGCUCGGACCACAAGACGUGUUGUCCCAAUGGCUACCAGUGCCAAGUCGCCACGCAGACGUGCCAAAGGGGAGACCAUACGGUGGCCGCAGUGCGGAAGCUGCCGGCCUUCACGGAUGCCGAGUUGAUCGAAGUGGCUGAAGCCACAGAAAGCCGGAUUUCGGCCCUUACUCCAGCUCAGGCCGACCUCCUGAGGUGCCCCGACGGAAGCUACUGCCAGAACACCCAAACCUGCUGCCUUCUCGUUUCCGGCCAUUACGGCUGCUGCCCCUACGCGCACGCGCAGUGCUGCAGCGACCACACCAGCUGCUGUCCCGAAGGAUACCGCUGCAAGGUCUCCACCCGUCAAUGCAUCCACGCUACGAGCAACCACAGCGUAGCCGCUGGCCGGAAGGUCUCCACCGUGGUUCCCAAGCCGAUCCUUGUGUCAACUAGGUCUAACGGACGGCUAAUACACUGCGACGACGGGACAAUGUGCUUCAACAACCAGACCUGCUGCCUGCUGCUGAACGGGACGUACAACUGUUGCGACUAUCCGCGAGCGACGUGUUGCGAAGGCUUCGACAGCUGCUGCCCCGAGGGAUACACGUGCAUAGUAACCCUGCAAAAGUGCAAGAAGAAGAGCACCGGAGAAAUGCUGCCCAUGCGUCGUUCUAGACCCAGUGUUCUAAGGAAAACAUUGAAGACAGUGACCAGGCCGAGUCUUACGUCUGAUGUCACGUGUCCCGACGGCCACAAGUGCCUGAGCGGCCAUACUUGCUGCCCCGUGAGCAGCACUCGCUACGGCUGCUGUCCGCUGCCCGACGCCGUGUGCUGCGAUGACGACAAGCACUGCUGUCCAGCGGGCUACACCUGCAACGAGGGCUCGGGGACGUGCGAAUUGGGUCGCCAUUCGGUGCCCAUGGUCCAGAGGGUGGCGGCAUUCGUGGACGCCGCGUUGAUCCAGGCCGCGAUGCGCGACGAGAUAUGCCCGGAUGGCAACGAAUGCGACGACGACCAGACUUGCUGCCAGCUGCGUAGCGGCGCGUACGGCUGCUGCCCCUACAACCACGCGGUCUGCUGCGACGAUAAGGUGCACUGUUGUCCGGAGGGCUACAAGUGCGACACGCAGGCCAGCAGGUGCCUCAGCGGGAACCUGGCCUCCCCGAUUAGCCGCAUUAUUCAGAAACGCAUCAGCAGGCCCAUGAACAGGAUCCUUGUGCACGAAGUGAAAACUACCUGUCCCGACCACCAGAGCCUGUGCCCGGACAAGACGACCUGCUGCAAGUCUAACAACACGUACUCGUGCUGCCCAUUCAGCGAGGCCACUUGCUGCCCGGACGGGAUACACUGCUGUCCCAAGGGCUACGAGUGCGACGAGGCUAAACACGUGUGCACACGCAGACGCCGCCCAGAAGAGGAGCUGCCGUACCUUAAUUAAGGAUACGCCGAGCUAUGAGAAACCGUAAAAUGAUCUAAUGUCCUCUGCUUUACAAUGAGAAGGGGGCUAGCCAGGUGCCAAGCUUUACGACAGAGAUUGUCCCGCACUUUUUGUUUUCCUGUUCGUUUUGAAUGAAUACUUAUGCAAGGAACAUGUCUGAGAUAGUCAAGGGUCGCCGUUGUGUGUUCUGAUGCUACAAAUAAAAGCGAGUUCUUUUU